Messenger RNA from Pelodiscus sinensis (Chinese soft-shelled turtle), 2046 nucleotides. The record is from RefSeq and is a predicted model, not a curated record. Lineage: Eukaryota; Metazoa; Chordata; Testudines; Trionychidae.
AUUUAGUGAGUGGCGGCUCGGCACCCCCCUCCCCCGGCGGCUGGGCGGGCUUGCGCCUUUCGCUGCCUCCCGAGCAGCCAGUUUGAACCUGUUGUUACGAACUGUUCGCCUGCGGGCUGCAGCGAGGUAGGAGCUGCUGCUGCUGCUGCAUUGCUGGUCCCGGCGGCGCCUGGAGGCUCGGCACUGCCAGGUAACGUCAUACUGAGGUCUCCACACUCUUGCUAGCAGCUCUAGUCUCUGUGCCUGGGGGUUUGUGUAAGUUGGAUCUGUCUGCAUUAGUUCAGAUGGAUCAUCAUUAAAUACGACACUAUAAGCUGAGUGAAACCAGAAUAAAAAUGACUAAAUACAAACUUGUUCUGUUAAGACAUGGAGAAGGAGCCUGGAACAAAGAGAACCGCUUUUGCAGCUGGGUGGAUCAAAAGCUGAGCAACGAUGGGAUAAAGGAAGCUCAGAGAUGUGGGAAACACCUCAAAACACUAGGUUUUCAGUUUGACCUUGUGUUCACAUCAAUUCUAAGUCGUUCUAUUCAGACUGCUUGGCUGGUGUUAGAAGAGAUGGGGCAAGAAUGGGUUCCCACCCAAAGUUCGUGGCGACUAAACGAACGGCACUAUGGUGCACUGAUAGGUCUCAACAGAGCAGAAAUGGCUCUGAACCAUGGCGAAGAGCAAGUGAAAAUAUGGAGAAGAAGCUAUGAUGUUGCUCCACCUCCCAUAACUGAAUCUCAUCCUUACUACAAAGAAAUCUAUAAUGAUCGCAGAUAUAAAUGCUGUGAUGUGUCGCAGGACAAACUCCCGAAGUCUGAAAGCUUAAAAGAAGUGCUGGAGAGACUUCUUCCCUAUUGGAAUGAAAAGAUAGCACCAGAACUGAAAAGUGGCAAAAUGAUUCUCAUAUCUGCUCAUGGAAACAGCACUAGGGCGCUGCUCAAGCAUCUGGAAGGUAUCUCCGAUGAGGAAAUAGUUAAUGUUACCCUCCCUACUGGCGUGCCUGUGCUCCUUGAGCUCGAUGAGAAUCUGCACCCGCUGGGCCGUCACCAGUUUCUAGGUGAUCAAGAGGCGAUCCAAGCUGCCAUCAAAAAAGUGGAAGAUCAAGGGAAAGCCUUACCUGUUGAGAAGAAAUAAUGCUUCUGGUUGCUACCUGCUGUUCCCCUGUGUGUGUGUGUGUUAAUAAGUAGUGCAUUGAGAGUGUUCAGUUGCACUUUGAGCUUGUUAAUUUUAAAUAUUAAGUAGGUGUGCUACUUCUGUGUUAGGUUAGUAUGCUAACUUUUCACCUGUGCAGACUAGAGUUCAAUUCCAGUGUGUUUUAUAGGUGAAAAGGAGGUGGUUGAUUUCAUUCUAAGCAGCAGUAAGGACAACAUAAAACUGCUAUGGUCUGCCCCAAAUCUUUGUUCCAGAAAGGCCCACACCAGCAAUAUGGUAGGGUGUAUUACAGGUCAGGAUAAAGAAGUAUGGGCAGAGCUCGGUGGGGAAAACUUGCACUGCAAAUGUUACUGAGAGCAGAGUGUUGUGAAGUCCCUCACUUUCUCAAGCACUAAAUGCUCCCAGUUUGCAAAAUGUAAGUAUUAUGUAGUAAAGUUCCAGUUAGGCUGUUCUUCAUGGGAAGACUUUUUAAAAAAGCCUUCCAGUGGCACAGGCAUAUACAUGACAGGCAAUUCUCUAUUUGUCUUCCUGCAGUUUUACUAGCAGUUCAUUUUGAAGCAUAAGGUAUUUUAUGGCAUGACUUUUCCAAAGCUAAUUCUUGCUCCAGGAAAAAGUGCAAUCCGGUAAAAGUAUAGCUGACCGUAUUAGCCACACAGUGGAGUGGGGUGUCCUGGGAAGUCCUCUUCCUCCCCCCCCCCCCCCCCCCCCCCCUGAGCAGUUUUUAGGGCUAGGUGAAGUAUAAUGCGGUGGUCUGGGAUGAGUGGACACCCAGGCUCAACUUCCUUGCUCUGCCACAGACUUUCCAUGUGGCCUUGAACAAGUCCCUUUGCUUCUCCAUGUAUGUUGACACCACCCACAGCAGCAAGCCUUCUGGGUUAACAGGCUUCUGGGACUCUAAAAAUAACUCUGU